Messenger RNA from Naegleria lovaniensis, 987 nucleotides. RefSeq lists its product as uncharacterized. The record is from RefSeq and is a predicted model, not a curated record. The transcript is spliced from 3 exons. Lineage: Eukaryota; Heterolobosea; Eutetramitea; Acrasida; Naegleriidae. Bases 1 to 987 code for a protein of 328 amino acids.
AUGAGCAGUCGAGUCUCGAUCAAAAUUCCAACACCCUUCGGGAAUAGAUUUAGGAAGGCAUCAGAGAGUGCCUCUCGGACACAAGAUAGCCUUGAUGAUGAUGAAGAUUUAAAUUCUAUUCGAGAUCAAUCGCCAACUCUUUCGUCAUCAUCCAGAAAAGGAGAAAGUACUCCGACACCUACGGAGGCCAAACUGAAUUCAUUGGUUGGAACAACAUUACCAUUCACAAAUAUUUCGGAAUUGAAAAGAAUAAUUCAACAAGAAACGGAUAUAUUAAUAAUUCUGGGAUAUGGCGUGGAAUACAUUCAACCUACAAGAAAAAGUCUGGAGGCAUUGUUAGACUAUGGUCGUGAUCCUGGUGUAGAAUAUAAAAACAAAGUCAAAGUAGUGUUAAUAGAUCAAGAAAUGAAUAGAAAAUUUUGUAAUGAAAAUAAUCUAGUGGUAGGAACCCCAAUUUUGCAAAUGUAUUACAAUUCGAAAAGUGUAAGAUUUAGAUUUCAAGACAGUUUAGUUCAGGACACAAAAGAUUUGUCUGACAAUUCAUCCAUGUCUUCGAGCAAGCCAAAAAAGAGGGAAAAAACAUCAAAGCACGAAGACGAUGAUUUGGAGGAUUUUGAUAUGGGAGAAAAAGGAAGUUCAAAACCCAGGAAUGUAUUUAUUUCACAGCUGCAUUAUUCAAUUAUUCAAGCCCUUGUCGUGCUCACAUUUGACACAAUAGAAGAUAUGGGCAACGACACCUCGAACGAAAUUAUUGUAGAUGUUGACAUGGCUAUUCUUCGUGGUGAUGUGGAACUAGAUCAGGAUGCAGAAGAUAAAUUUGAUUCCACCCUCAGCGAUGAAACAGAUAGUGGAGAAGAAACCGACGACGAUGAAGAUGAAGCUGCAAAAACCUUGCCAAUAACUGCUUCACAAGCUCAGUCCAUGGAUGAUGGCGACGACGAUGAUGAAGACGAUGAAAUGUCAAGAGCCACCAACCUUAAAAAUUGA